AAAUUUAGAUACAAUUAAGCCCAAAUGGCCUUUAAUUGGGCCGAACAAGUACGGUUGAGGCUUUUAGCAGAGUGAGAGAUAGUUGGAGCAAGAGUCGUCUUCUCCAUGUUUGUGAUUACGAGAUUGAUUUGCCGGAGAAUCCAUGGCACAAGCGAUGUUACUGUUCCGAAGCUCUCAGGAUUCUCUAUUCUAUCUCCCAAACACGUUGAGGUAGAAUAUGCAGAUGGCACCAAAUUCAAAUUCUCUUCAGAGUUUCUGAGAGUCAAUAGUCCAGCUGCUGAUGGAAAAAUCAGAUCAAUCGGUGGUGACAAGGUGAUAUCUGGAAGGCGGUAUGUAGGAAUCAUGUCUGCAGAACCGGUGGGAAACUAUGGGGUAAGGUUAGUGUUUGAUGACUUGCAUAGAACAGGGAUAUAUCCAUGGGAUUAUUUCUACGAGCUUGGGAGCAAUAAGUUUAGUCUCAUGAGAAACUAUAUCAAGACUCUCCAAAAGCAUCGUCUCAGCCGUGAACCUCCUCCUCCGAGAAGGAAAUGAUUAUGAUGUCAAAUGUGUUUUAAAACUUUCUUCUAAGUGUUUAAUAGAAUCAUUCUUGUGCAGCAGUGCAUGAACAUGUAAUAUUGUUGUCUUGUUUGUUUCAGAAUUACGGAACACAAACAGUUCUAAACGCUGUCCUUAUAAUUUAAAAUCACAUGGGUCUCAACUCUUAACAGAAUUGCCCAUCUAAA
Messenger RNA from Brassica napus (rape), 722 nucleotides. RefSeq lists its product as uncharacterized. Bases 106 to 531 code for a protein of 141 amino acids. NCBI's taxonomy places the organism in Eukaryota, Viridiplantae, Streptophyta, Magnoliopsida, Brassicales, Brassicaceae. The transcript is spliced from 4 exons. The record is from RefSeq and is a predicted model, not a curated record.